GCCUCUCGCCCGCCCUUUACUUUCGUCGGCGACUUGGCAAGAGAGAGAGGAGUUUAGGCGGGAAAACGGCUCGCGCGCCGAGGCCGAGGGGAGGGGGGAGGAGGAGGAAGGAGGAGGAGCUCGCGCCUCAGGGGCCUAGGCCUUCAAGGACGCCCCGAAGCGCCUCAAGUGCAAUCGAGCGAGAUGCUGGGUGUUUGUGGCAUGCAGAAAUGCCAUCAAGAGGCACUGAAAAAGAACCGUGUAUCCCUGGCCAAACAGCUAGUACUAAAGGAAUUGAUGGAACAUCUUAUAGAAAAGGAUGUUAUAACCGAAGAAAUGAUGGAGAUGAUACAGGCCAAGGCUGGGAAUUUUAGCCAAAACAUCGAAUUUCUGAAUCUUCUUCCUAAGAGGGGCCCCAAAGCCUUCUCAGCCUUUUGCGAAGCUUUAAGAGAAACCAAACAACCUCACUUGGAGGAAAUGCUUCUGAGCUCUGUCUCCAGGCACCGCAAUGGGAUUGCAAAGUUGAGUCAUAGCAGUGAAGAACCUCUGUCAUUUCCUGUGCCUGAAUCCGGUAUCUUGCAAAAAUGGCCUCGUUGGAAUCCUGAACCAAUGGAACAUUCUUUGGAUGAUGGAGAUGGACCCCACUAUCCUCAAGUUAUGCCAUGCACCCCAGAAUUCUAUCGUACUCAUGAGCAGCUGGCAUACAAGUUGAAAUCGCAACCAAGAGGCCUAGCACUUAUACUUAGCAACAUUCAGUUCAACAAAGAGACAGAUCUGGAUUUUCGUUCUGGUGGAGAUGUUGACAAUGCUGCCCUGCACGUGCUCUUCAAACACCUUGGGUACCAAGUGGUUGUUCAACAAAAUCAGACUGCACAGGAAAUGAAGGAAGAAUUGGAAAUUUUUUCAAAGCAUCCAGCUCACCGAAAUGUCGAUUCUUGCAUUGUGUCACUCCUUUCCCAUGGAAUUGAGGGUGGAAUCUAUGGCAUAGAUGGCAAGCUACUUCAGCUGCAGGAGAUUUUCAGGCUCUUUGAUAAUGCAAACUGUCCUAAUCUUCAAAAUAAACCCAAAAUGUUCUUCAUUCAAGCUUGCCGGGGAGAUGAGACAGACCGUGGAGUGGACCAAGUAGAUGGGAAUGAUCGUGCAAGCUCUCCAGGCUGUGAAGAGACUGAUGCAAACAAAAAAGAAAAUCCCAAGCUGCGACUUCCCACGUGUUCUGACAUGAUCUGUGGAUAUGCCUGUCUGAAGGGUACAGCUGCAAUGAGAAAUACCAAGCAUGGGUCUUGGUAUGUGGAAGCUCUCACUUCUGUGUUUGCCGAAGACUCUAGGCAUAUGCACGUGGCUGACAUGCUUGUGAAGGUGAACAGAUUAAUCAAGCUCCGAGAGGGCCAUGCUCCUGGCACAGAGUUCCACCGCUGCAAAGAGAUGUCAGAAUACUGUAGCACUCUCUGCCAAGACCUUUACCUGUUCCCAGGAUAUUUUCCUGGGAAUUAGCCCUGUCUUUUCCCUAAAGGGUGUACUUUAUCUGGACCAAGCCAGUCUUCCUGUUGCGGUGGACAGAGUACAGCAAUCUCUUAUUUCUGAGCUCAACAAACUUUGCCAGCAGACUCAGGAGUGAGUGUUUCUAGAAGUUGUAAAACAACAAGAGGACUACACUUAGCUUUCACUUGCUCCAUUCAAUUACCAUUGAACCCCUUUUAAAGGUCUAUGGUCAACUUUUCCUUUCUGGUGAGGGAAGCGUUUUCAUUGAUUUAUAAGCAACUGCAUGUAAUAUCUGCCGUGUUCUGUAGUUCUUCUGGUUUUUUAAAAAUUGGGCAUUUUUAUCCUGACUUUUUUCAAAAGCAACUUGCACCUAUUUUAAAGAUAAACAUGGCUUACUAGGUCAUAUUUUUUAUUCAUGGUGCAGCAUUCACUCUUGGAUAGAACUUGGGAGAUAGUGAUGCCUGAAAGCCAUGUUUACGUUUUAUAAUAUUGGUCAUCUGUUUUUUAACCAAAAAUCAAGAGUGCUGAGGAGCACCUUAAUAAUUAGUAUUUUGUGGAUAAAAAGGAAUGUUAAAUUACAUUUGUAAUAAUUUUAUAUAAAAAAGAAAAACGAAAACAAAUAUUUUUUUAAAAAAGAAAGGUUUUAUUAAUUUUUUAAAAAGAUUUAUAUUUUAUGUAUAUGCCCAUGCAGAUGGGAGAUUGGGUAAUUGGGAUGAAAAAGAUCGUUGCCUACAAAAAUUAAGAAUACAUGCCAAUAAAACUAGUUUGGAAUUUCUUUCCCCAGUGCUAAAGUUAUAUUCCAUCUUUGAGUAGUCCAUCUAUUGCAGAUAUGCAUGCAAUGUCAAGUUUGUUCAACAUGACCAUUAUUUCUCUUUUCACAAUAUUCUUUGAAGAUACUCAUUAUUAUUGAGGGAAUCUUUGCAUCAGGGCUUUGAAACAAUCAUAACAAUUUUUCCUUGUAUAUGUUGCCCCCCCCCCCCCCAGUAAUACUAGGUUAAACAUGCAUAGGAUUAUUCUGACCAUGUUGCUAUUUUACAGGCAGCUCUUAAUAGUAAUAUAGCUUGACAUUUUUUUCUGUUAUAAAAGUAUGAGGGUCUUGUAGAUUUUAUUAUAGACUAAUGGUGUGAUGCAUUGGAUUUGUUCUUUGUUGGUAAAGACCUAGCUCUUCUUUUUCAGUAAGCUACUUGGGUGCCAUUCAUCAGGCUUCUUACAACCAAACCAGAUAUUGGGAUGUGUUCAGAGGCCCAAAGUUAUAAAUAUUUAUGUUCUUGCCCUGUCAGGUAGACAUGUGCAUUCGGGGAAACCUUGUCCUGUUUCAUGUCCUGGCUUUCAUUGUAAGCCUCCCAAAAUUGGGAGGGUUGUUUUCGGUUCUUUUGUUUCAGGGCCUGAAAAUCCAACCAUUGGGGGGGGGGGGGCUUCCCACUCACCUGCUCUCCUUCCCGGCGUGCAUCCUUACCUGACACCUGCUGUUUCUACUCUAGAGUAAGAGGCACUUGGCUAUAGGCACUGGCAGGUGCAAGGGCUUUCUUGGCCAGCCUGCAUUCCCCGCAACAUGCAUGUGUGGCAGAGUGUGCACGCCAAUGCUAGUAACCAAUCUCCUCUUUCUCUACCCCACCACACAUGCCUCGCUAUACUCUCUGAGAGUGUGUGUGUGUCGGAACGUGCAGGCGGGCAUGCCCAGAGCGUGCCUGCAACCAAGCUCUGGACCUGCUUGCUUGCUUGCCUGCACACCCCACCACACACACACACUUUCCAAGACAGGAAGGCAGGUUUACAUGCACAUGAAAGCAGGCUUUCGUGUCGAGCAGAUUUUCGUGUGGGGAAAGGGCUUCCUAUUUCAUGUUUCCAAAGAAACAGAAGACUAGAAACAGUAGGAAUGAAUUUCAUGCACAUGCACAUGCCUACUGUGAUGGUCCUUUGCCACCUUCUUAAGGCUGUAAAUUGUGCAGUUGGACCAUAUACCAUACUUGCAGGGUAGCAAGAGACGUUUCUGGUUUAGGGUGGCCUCUUAAGGCUCCCACAUUCAUGAGCCAAAAAUAGAAACAUGUUAGAGUCUCCUCUUUAUAUUGGUGCUAGAUGAUUGUGUUAGUACUACUGCCUCCUAUCUUGUUAAAGGAAAAGACCCAAUUUUUUUCACUGCCAUUUUUAUAUUGAACUUUUAUCCAUGUUUGUGUGCCAAAAUGAAAAGCUGUAUUUUCUGAUAGCUGUGUCUCUUUUUCUUAUCCCUUUCUUUAUGGGUUCUUCAAGAUUUAAAAAAUAUGUAGGUUGUGUUCAGAAACAAGCCUCUCAGGGCUAUUGCCAGGGAACUCUGGUGUACUAGGAAAUUCUUCAAAAUCUUGAUUUAUCCUGAGAAUUGAAAUAUUGUAUAAUUUUAAACGGUUGGGAAGUGUUUGAACUUUCUUCAAAACCUUGAUUUAUGCUGCAGAUUGAAAAUUUGUAUAGAUUUAAAUGGCUGGGAAGCUUUGGAACUUUCUAAAUAAAUGUCAGUUAAAUGA
Molecule: messenger RNA, 3953 nt
Organism: Anolis sagrei ordinatus
Lineage: Eukaryota; Metazoa; Chordata; Lepidosauria; Squamata; Anolidae
Gene: CASP2
Product: caspase 2
Biological process (GO): regulation of apoptotic process; proteolysis
Source: RefSeq, a predicted model, not a curated record